Molecule: messenger RNA, 496 nt
Organism: Aspergillus saccharolyticus JOP 1030-1
Lineage: Eukaryota; Fungi; Ascomycota; Eurotiomycetes; Eurotiales; Aspergillaceae
Exons: 1
Coding region: 93-356 (87 amino acids)
Source: RefSeq, a predicted model, not a curated record
AUGUAGAGUCAGACGUGAAAUUAUUGCCUCCCAGUGGGCGCAAUCGCUGCUCCUCCCUAACACCACCAUCGUCCUUCGCCUUCCUACCCGAUAUGUUGUCCAACGCUACAACUGCCAGGACUGGAACCGCUGCAAAGCCCGAGGAGAACGUCCCAAACCCGCUCUCUAUCAGCCGGAAGCCUGUCGACGGGCCACCAAUCCCAUUUCCCCGGUACUUGCAGGCCAAGAUAGUAAAAUGGCACGAGGCACACGGAGAAAAGAGAUGCAAGAGAUCCCCAAUUCCCACUAGCGACGUGAGAUGUCUGGGAGAACCUAAAGUGUUUGAUCGCAACGGUGAAGAGCUCCACUUCUGCUGAUAUCGCACGGGAAGUUCCAAGGCCAGCGUGCUUGUGGCAUUAGACGCUCGUCUGGCAGGGAGGGCAAGGAUUUUGAUUCCUGCCAAGGUCACCGUACAAGAUUCGGUACAUCUCUCCGGGAGUGGUCCAUGACUGAGCAA